AUGUCUAAUUUUGCACCCCAAGCUCAGGGUUGGCUGAUGAAACAACGCCAUGGCAUUCGAAAAUCAUGGGUGCGGCGCUAUUUCGUUCUUGAAGGCAAUGAGCUACGAUACUACAAGAGCGAGACUGAUACCUUGCCCCAGAAUGUGCUGCAUCUUGAUCAGUACCAAAUUGUAACCGACGUUAUCCCGAUUGCCUUACCAUCGAUACUCAAAAAGCAGCCUUCACGACAAUACACAUUCUUGUUGCUCUCUAAUGAUAAAAAUGAGCGAUCCGAUAUGUUUCUGCAAACCGAGACCAAAGAAGAGCUGGAUAUCUGGGUCUCUGCUUUGGAGCAACAACAAAUGGGAUCCACAAGUGUUCUCGACAAGUGGCUCGAACGACUCGAUAUGCACACGCAUUCUUCAGCUAUACCACCACCAUUGCCAUCGUAUAUGGAUCGUGCUGGUUCAUCGACAUCAUCGCUCUUGUCACCACAACAACAACGUCGACCCACUUUACGAGGCCAUCGAUCAUCUGAAUCACUUGCUAGUAGUCUUAGUUCAUCCAACUCUAUGACGGCUUCAACAAGAUCUUCGUUUGGAGAGUUGCGACGCACAUCCAAUCCAUCAACCGUUUCAUCUACUUCAUCCAGCAACAAUAAUCAUCCCAAUAGUAUACAUAGUAGUAACAAAUUCCUCUCUAAUUUAUUCCAUCAUUGGUCGUCUCGCCCAAAGUCACCAGCUCGCAGCGUUAGCCCUCCACCACCUCUAGCAUCAACACAACUUUCAUCUACUACCGCUGAUCCUAAUACGGAAAAGAAUGACAGCGUAUCUAUAAAGGAGACCGUUUCUUGCAACGUGGCACCAGCAAUGCCGAUCAUUCAUCCCAGCGAGUACAACAAGUGUUAUAAAGAUGUUCACCAGCAAAUUCGAUCACGAUCCUCUUCCAUUGCUUCACGAAGAAACAUCCAAGUGACUCCCAUAGUGGCAUCUCCUUCUUCCUCCUGUUGUUCGGCAGCAUCCGCCACUGGUAUGGCGCGUGGUCGUUCGUUUCCUGCUGGUGGGGGUGAGGCAUCAUCAGCAAUUAUUGGUGGUGGUGUUGAUAGUAAUGAUCAUCCCUCCUCAUCUGUCUCCUUUUCCUCGGUUCCAGACAGGUUUCCACGUGCUUUGACAACCCCUGCUCUUGAUGAUUCCGCAUAA
Lichtheimia ornata is the source of this 1179-nucleotide messenger RNA. RefSeq lists its product as uncharacterized. The record is from RefSeq and is a predicted model, not a curated record. Lineage: Eukaryota; Fungi; Mucoromycota; Mucoromycetes; Mucorales; Lichtheimiaceae. The coding region runs from base 1 to 1179 and encodes 392 amino acids. The transcript has 2 exons.